This is a messenger RNA of Penicillium psychrosexuale, 537 nucleotides long. RefSeq lists its product as uncharacterized. The transcript is spliced from 3 exons. The record is from RefSeq and is a predicted model, not a curated record. Lineage: Eukaryota; Fungi; Ascomycota; Eurotiomycetes; Eurotiales; Aspergillaceae. The coding region runs from base 1 to 537 and encodes 178 amino acids.
AUGCGCGAGGUCCCCGCCAACCCUAGCAACAAGACUAACCAUCAUGCAAUUACCGAGGAAGUGCUCGAGGCCACCGUUCUCGGUCGCGCGAUCAACAACGCGUCCGAACAGACACUACGCGCGGUUUUCAAAUUCAUCUGCGCGAAAAACGACGAAGCCCGCAAAGAAGCCGAGAGUCGACUGGUGGCGAUAGUUUCCGAUACUGAAGAGAGCUCUGGCAACAAUAAGAGACCGGUACCACGCUACGCGUCUUGUGUCAAUUGUAAGAAGGAAUUCGAUGUCACAUCUAAUACGGAGGAAAACUGUCGGUAUCAUCCAAGGGGAGAUGAGCCUACUGGCGAAGAUCUUUAUGUUGACAAUUAUGAUGAGUUUGAGGUGGACACCGAUGAAAUGCGCGAGGAAUUCCCAGAGUGCUUUACGUUCGCGUGCUGUGAUGGAAAUCUCAAAGAUAACCCCGUGACAUUGACAUUGACAUUGACAGGGAAGGUGCGAUGGAGGGUGUCGCACUUUAGGAAGGCACGUGGGUUGGGGGUAUAA